GGUUUGGUAUUUGUGUUGUCGGUUACUGUCAUUGUCAGUUGAGCGUCAUUUUAUUAAUCUUCUUGCAUUUAGAAUUGUUGUGAAUUCUGACUUAGGCCCAAGUAUUAAUGUCAAAGGUCACAGACGUUUUGGAUUUUAAAGAACUUGAAAAGGAGUUGAAGGAAAGUAUAAAAGAGGAUGAAAAAUAUUGGAGGGAAAACGACGCCAAACUGCGAGCUGUGAAUCAAAAAGUUGCUUCCUACGAAGAGUUUAGAGAUAUUGUGAAAGCUGCACACCUGAAACCGUUAGAUAAAUCAGAUCGUCUCGGGCCAGACAGUAACUCCAAGGGCUGUAUUUGGAAUACCUUUGUAGAGAAAAAAACUGAUUUAUCACCUCUUCAAAACAUGGAGAUUGAAAACGUUUUGAAUGAAAUCAAGAACGAUGAUGAGUCGCUGACUGGAUAUCGAUAUGUGAGAAAGUUCAGCGUUCUUCGCACAAAUGAGGAGCGAUACAAACUGCUCAUGAAAACCGGAAGUGAGGAGCUUGGGAAUAUAUUCAAAACUGAAAUCCCCACUGGAGUGUUAGGAAGGAUCGUGGAAGCUUUGAUGUGCUUCUCUCCGACUGUGAAUGAAAUCAUCUUCGUCACUCAAGUCCUGGAAAUACUAACCAAAACCAAGAGAUUCAACAUAACACUAGACUUUUUAACCCGAGAAGAAAAGGAUUUCUGCAGCAAAAUGAUGAAGAAGUUGGAAGAAAGUCUAAAAGACAAACAGCAAGAUUUGGCAGAGCAAGGAGUAACAGAAUGGACAAUAACUACGCUUAGGUCCAAGUACAAGGUGUAACUUGGCUAUGUAACAUUCUUAAUGUAACAUUCCUGUUGUUGUUAAUGUAAUCUUAUGUUUUUACUGUAAAUAAUUGCUUAACAGUUUUAUUUUCACUUGUUAGCACAAUAAUACGUUUUACUAUUAAUUGUAGUGCCAUUGUGUUUAUUCUGUGAUUUUUUUGUGUACCUCUACAUAUUUUACUGUUUUUAAUCCUCGCUUUUAUGUUUUCUCAAAUUUUAGUCAAUGUAUAUUUUAUAAUUAUGCUCGUUUGCUUAUUUUGUAUGUCUAAGAGUUCAGCUCAAUACAGAAAAUGUGGAUCGCUGUGAUUUUAACUUUAAUUUAACUUUUUUCAGUUGACUUGUAGAUUUAGCUCAGAGAGGAAGCUAUGUUUUUCAUUCAAGUACAAUUAUCCAUUAAGUACUCGAUCCGUGGAACUGAAUUAUUUGAUUGGAGUAUAUACAUUUUUUAUUUUAUCGCCUCCACGUUACUAGUGAAUACAUACAUUAAAACCCUACUAAUAGGGAUAUUCAAUAAUCUGACAUUGGUCGAAGGAAAUUUGUUAAAACUGAACAAGCCAUCCGGGUGCUUUCAGCUGUGAGAACGAGAACUGAGGUGAACUUGCUCGAAAACUCCUUGAUACCUAUUAACACUUUUUACCUUUGACUAUUUCAAUGGUACUUCGAUUAUCUUUGCAAUUUCGGCAUUUUAAGCUGGACUCAGUGUAAUUUGACAGUUUCCGUCAUCCCCAGCGCUGUGUUAUAACCAAGCGUGCUCUUGAUUAGCAAGGGUCUACUGUGAGUACGGCAAAUAACUGUUUGGUAAAAAUUUAAGGAAACUUUCAGUUUGAGAUAAUCCAACAUCAUUGUUCCCCUACCAACAUAUUAUUUCUAAAAAACUGUCAAUAUUUAUAUUUAAGAGUCCUUGGAGGCUAGCGGCCAUCUUGGAUGAUUUCAAACAGCUGCCGAAGAGUUAUUUAUCAUCCAAUAAUAUUCUUUCAAACACUAAAGUGGUUAUAAUUUAAAUAUCUAGGACACUGUGUGAUUAUAAAUGUUCGAUGUAGUUUUAAAAGGUUUUCUAUGGAAAGUAACGGCCUUCUCGGAUUUGCCCGCUAUCAAAGUUAAUUUUGUCAAUUUUAAACAGCCACUCAAGAGUUAUUUACCAUAUCAAAACAUUUUUUUCGAAUACCAAAGUGAUUGCAAUUAAAAUAUCUAGUGCACUCGCACGGUUGGAUAGAAAUUUUCUUUGUAGUUUUUUAAUUGUUUUGUGAGUUAGAGCGCCUAGGCUCCAAGGACUCUAUAGAGUAUUGGUAACUAAAUAGGCGUUCAAAUACCUAGGAAAUUUAAUAAAUGUAGUAGGUUUUAUUUUUUAACAAUUUUAGUGGUAAAUGACAAUCUACAUGUUGAUUAAAGACUCUGCUGAUCGUGUAGUUAAUAAAUGUUAGUAAAAUUGUAUUGUAUACAUAUCAGAAUAAUUGAAAUACCAUUAAAAUCAGAAAAGAUUGUAUUUACUUGUUUGAAUGAUUUUUUUGCUCAUUCAAUUGGGCAACUGAACAAAUCCAGGUUAUAAAAAUCAUUCCACUAGGAAUUAGUUGUGAACAAAAAAGGUUUAUGAGAUAAAAAAAUCCUUGUAUAUAUGUUUCUAAUAGGCCUAUUUUAUAUUUAAAAAUAAUUUUGCCAGUAAACAUGUAUUUUUAUCAGAACAAUAAGAUGAAUUUACCUUAGUUAAAUAUUAAAAGACUGAUGUAUUGAUUCGUAAGUAUAAAUAUCGUAAAUUGUAAUUUGUAAGUGUGUUGUAAAUUGUAAAUUAAAGAGUUCUGACCCAAUUAAUACAUUUACUGUGGUUUUAACUUACAAUGAUUGAAAGUUAUUUUGCAUUUAGGGAAUAAGCUAUUACUGUAGGUCUCAUGGUAAGACCUGGGCCCGGACCCAUUAACUUUUUUGUUUUGAUGUUCCCAGAGGCCAAAACCACAAUCCGUUCAAAUUCAUAUUUAUGUAUUGUUAGCACAAUGACUCGAGUAAAAAUUUAAAAUGAUCCGAUUUUGAUGAAAUCAACUAAAAGCGUAUGUGCCUAUUUAAUUUUAUAUAAACCUUACAAUUUUAAGGAAAUAUUUUGAUAAAAAUCCUAUCAGGGAAAUUCACUUACUCUGCAGGUUUUCUGCAUCGGCAAUAUUAUUGUAGUUUUUUAUCAAUUGUAAAGUUUUUUUUGUUAUAUAUUUAACACAAAACGAAUUUGUUUAUAUUUCUUCCUGAUUAUCACAUCUAUUAUUAUUAGGAGCGUUUGCUUGCAUACACUAUUUGAUGUUUAAAAAUUUAAAACUAAAUCAAGUAUGUAUUACCACAGUAAAUGUGUAAAAAGCUUCUGCUUUUUUAAAGAUUAAAAUAUCUUUCCUCGAGAAGAAAUACUAAUUGCUCAGUUAAUGCAUACUUUAAGUUGAAUGUUAGGUAUGAGACAUAAAAUAUUCUCUUAACGUUAACGUAUUUAACAUUCCUAAUUUUCUGUUAUUUUUUAUGAUAGAAAUGUUUCAUUAAUAUAAUAUAGUUGUUGUUUGAUUGUAAUAAACACUUUAAAAGUC
Molecule: messenger RNA, 3375 nt
Organism: Macrosteles quadrilineatus (aster leafhopper)
Lineage: Eukaryota; Metazoa; Arthropoda; Insecta; Hemiptera; Cicadellidae
Product: coiled-coil domain-containing protein 103-like
Exons: 5
Coding region: 108-821 (237 amino acids)
Biological process (GO): determination of left/right symmetry; epithelial cilium movement involved in extracellular fluid movement; inner dynein arm assembly
Cellular component (GO): outer dynein arm
Source: RefSeq, a predicted model, not a curated record